Uloborus diversus is the source of this 1497-nucleotide messenger RNA. RefSeq names its product zinc finger protein 271-like. The record is from RefSeq and is a predicted model, not a curated record. Lineage: Eukaryota; Metazoa; Arthropoda; Arachnida; Araneae; Uloboridae. The transcript has a single exon. The coding region runs from base 1 to 1497 and encodes 498 amino acids.
AUGGAAGCGAGAAUCCACGAGAAGAUCCACGACGUUUCGAAGUGGAUUCAUGUUUGCAAAUACUGCGACAAGUCGUUCUACCAGAGUCACGCUCUCAAAAGUCACUUGAGAACGCACACCAAAGAGAAGCCCUACACGUGUCAGAUCUGCAACGUUCAGGUCUCCAACUUGCGAUCGCACUUGCUGACGCAUACGAAAGAGAAACCGCACUCUUGUGAGCACUGCGGAAGAUCCUUUGCUGUAAAAGGGACCUUAAUCGACCACGUAAGGACCCAUACGGGGGAAAGGCCAUUCGCUUGCGAUGACUGUAAAAAGACAUUUGCGACCAAAGGUAACCUCCGGGUGCAUAAGAAGACCCAUGCAGAGAAGUCAUACUCGUGUGAGCAUUGUAAAAAAUCCUUUGCUACCAAAAGUAACCUUAGGUGUCACGUAAUGUGGCACACUAAGAAAUACCCUUAUCAUUGCGAUUACUGCAACCAAGGGUAUGCUAACCCAUCAAGUUUAAAACUACACUUAACUAUUCAUACUGGAGAAAAGCCGUUUCCUUGUGAAAUUUGUGGCCGUGCGUUUGCUUCGAAAAACUACUUAAAGCUGCAUGAAAGUGUACAUAAGGAGAAGAUAUUUACUUGUGAAACUUGUAAGAUGGGAUUCAGUCGUGUUGCUUCUCUUAAAAGUCAUCUGUUACUUCAUACUGGAGUCAAGCCAUUCUCUUGCGACUACUGUGAAAAGAAAUUCUAUCGCAAUGAACAUUUGAAAUCCCAUCUGUUGGUACAUACUGGGGAGAAGCGUUUUGCCUGUGAGAUUUGUGGUAAAGCGUUUGGUCGCAAGUCGGAGGUAAAUCUGCACCGAAAAAUUCAUAGCGAAGACAAACCUUAUAGCUGUGAAUUUUGCAAAGCAUCGUUUCGUUGGUUGACAGGGUUAAAAUCGCAUAUGAGAAAACAUACUAAAGAAAAGCCCUACGUUUGUGAGCGUUGCGGAAACUCCUUUGGGCACUCUGGCGGUCUCAGGGAUCAUAUGAAAUUGCAUACUAAAGAGAAGCCUUAUGUGUGUGAACACUGCGAAAAAGCCUUUGCCCUGAGAGAUUAUCUCAAGGCACAUGUUAGGAACGUGCAUUCUAAGGAGAAACCUUACUCGUGUGAACAUUGUGAAAAAUCCUUCUCUCGACCGAGCUAUCUCAAGUUGCACCUAAGGGUGCACACUAAAAAAGAAAAACUCUACACGUGUGAGUAUUGCAAAAACUCCUUUGCUUACUCGAGUUAUCUCAAGAUGCAUAUGAAGUUGCAUGCUGCAGAGAAGCCCUAUGUGUGUGAAUAUUGUAAAAAGGCCUUUCCUCGAAUGAGUUAUCUUAAGUCGCAUCUAAAAGUGCAUACUAAAGAGAAACCUUAUGCGUGUGACUAUUGUGAAAAGUCCUUUUCUCAGUCGAAUAGUCUCAAGCUGCAUGCAAGAGUACAUACUAAAAAGAAACCCUAUCAGAAACCAAAGUCCAUACUAAAUUGA